Messenger RNA from Saccharomyces kudriavzevii IFO 1802, 858 nucleotides. It is a transcript of the gene PLP2, whose product is annotated as Plp2p. Gene Ontology annotation, biological process: protein folding. The coding region runs from base 1 to 858 and encodes 285 amino acids. Lineage: Eukaryota; Fungi; Ascomycota; Saccharomycetes; Saccharomycetales; Saccharomycetaceae. Gene Ontology annotation, cellular component: cytoplasm. The transcript has a single exon. The record is from RefSeq and is a predicted model, not a curated record.
AUGCAGAAUGAACCAAUGUUUCAGGUUCAGGUUGACGAAUCUGAAGAUAGUGAAUGGAACGACAUCUUAAGAGCGAAGGGUGUAAUACCAGAACGUGCUCCUUCGCCAACAGGACAACUGGAAGAAGCAUUAGAAGAAGCACUCGCAAAGCAGCAUGAAAAUAGAUUAGAGGACAAGGGCUUAUCAGAUUUAGAAGAAUUAGAAGACGAUGAGGAUGAUGAUUUUUUAGAAGCUUAUAAGAUGAAAAGACUAAAUGAAAUUCGAAAAUUACAAGAACGGUCCAAAUUUGGCGACGUUUACUUCAUUAAUAAACCUGAAUACAACAAAGAAGUCACAUUGGCCAGCCAAGGGAAAACACAUGAAAGUUCACCAACUGAUGAAAAUGGCAAGAAGGAUGAGGGCGGUGUCUACGUGUUCGUUCAUCUCUCACUCCAAAGUAAAUUGCAAAGUAGAAUUCUUUCGCACCUCUUCCAAUCUGCAGCAUCUAAAUUUAAAGAAAUAAAGUUCGUAGAGAUACCUGCCAACAGGGCAAUUGAAAACUACCCAGAAUCCAAUUGUCCUACUUUAAUUGUGUAUUACCAGGGUGAAGUGAUCAAAAACAUGAUAACAUUAUUAGAACUGGGCGGUAAUAAUUCUAAAAUGAAAGAUUUUGAGAGUUUCAUGGUUAAAGUUGGUGCUGUGACAGAAAGAGACAGCAGACUGAUCAUGAAUCAAGAUGACGCAGAAUCAAGGGAAGAGAGGCAGUUGCAUUUCGCUAAAAAAAAUUCAAUUAGGUCAGGAAUCGGAGGCAAGUUUGAUGUUGGUAUAGGUAAUGAUGAUGAUAACAUUAACGAUGAUGACGAUGGUUUUUUCGACUAA